AUUAAAUGGAUCGGGCAGUGCGAUUUCCUUGUUUUAUCUUUAGUUAGUGGCCUGCUUGCAAUACUCUUGCUCUUACACUUGCUUCCCUCCUCCCUUUCCACCACCACACCACCAAAGGGUGAAUCAAUCCAGUCUACAGCCACCGACCCGUAGUCGCCAAUGCAUAUACAAAAUUCACAAGAUCUUUUCUUCUCUUCGCUUCUCUUCCAGCUCCAGAUGCGCCUUACCGCAAACCAGCAAGCCCACCGACACGUUUUUGAGCCUCGCACCGACGCCGAGCGCCGACGGGCAGGACGAUCCAGUCUGCCUUGAACCGGCCUGGGCUGAGAGAUUCUGGGGAGAGGGAAGGAGCGUCGGAGUGAGCGACGUCUUUCUCUAGGGUCUACAACUUUAUUAUUAAUACAUCUACAUCUACACAUACAUCUACGCAUACAUCUACAUCCGCGUCUGCCAACUCCGACCACAUCGAGAUAUACCUCACGAUGUUGCCUACCACUGCCACCAAGAUGAUGGCUCCGGCCCCGCCUGCCCUCAACACCGUCCGCGGUUUUGGCCCAGCAACAGUCACGUCCGGCGACGAGGACUCUGACUGUUGCGCAACCCCUCCGCUCGGCGCUCGUCGUGGCCGCGCGCAUCGACUCGACGACGUCGUCAGUGCCAACUGCAGCCCGCUGCUUCGCGCCCACAACUCACCUGCCGCCAGCGGCAUCGCAAAACUGCGCCAGAAGAUGGAACCGCUCAGCUUAAACGACUCCCGCACCAGUACUAUGACGGGUUAUAGCGACACCACCAUGACCCGCACCAACAGCCAGCAGAGUGGACUGGGUCGUAGCGACGACGAUGUGUCUGAGAACGGAUCGACCAGCUAUGAGAUCGCCUUGGAGCAUGAGUUCGUCGACGAAAGUGUUCGCGAAAAGUCAAAAUUUGGUGCCAUCGAGGGUGGACUUGUACAGCGCAAGAAGAUGCAAGCUGAUGACUUUCAACCGCUGCGAUGUCUUGGCAAGGGAACUUACGGCACCGUGCUUCUGGUGCGGCAGCGGGCAACCGGCCGCUUGUAUGCGCAGAAGCAGUUCAAGAAGGCCUCGGUCGUUGUCCACAAGAAGCUCGUGGAGCAGACAAAGACUGAAAGACAGAUCCUCGAGUCAGUCAACAGACACCCGUUUGUGGUCAAGCUUUUCUACGCUUUCCAGGACCAUGAAAAGCUGUAUUUGAUUCUCGAAUAUGGCCAGGGAGGCGAGUUGUUCACCCAUCUGAACACGGAGAAGAUGUUUCCGGAGCCUGUCGCAGCCUUCUACAUGGCCCAGAUGGUUCUCGCCUUAUCUCAUCUUCACGAUACACUGGGUGUCAUCUACCGCGAUCUCAAGCCGGAAAAUUGCCUUCUGGACUCGAACGGAAAUCUACUGCUCACAGACUUUGGAUUGUCUUCCCAGGUUCCGGCUGACGAGAACGAAGACUGCUGCAAGUCUAUCUUGGGUACAGUUGAGUACAUGGCUCCAGAGGUUGUUCGCGGUGAAAAGUAUGGCAAAGCUGUCGACUGGUGGUCAUUCGGGGCGCUAGGUUACGACCUUAUGACGGGUAAUCCACCCUUCCGAGGUGGUAACCAUGCCAAGAUUCAACACAACAUCGUCCAUCAGAAGAUUGUUCUCCCAUACUUCCUCAGUCCUGAUGCCAAGGACUUGCUUACGCGGCUGCUGAACAAGAACCCCAAGAAGCGGCUCGGUGGAAACAUGCCUAAGGACCUUGUUACCAUCAAGAAGCAUCGCUUCUUUCGCAAGAUCGACUGGAAGAAGCUGGCUGCAAAGGAGAUUGAGCCUCCUAUUCGACCCAUGAUUACGGACCCUGAACUUGCCGAAAACUUUGCACCAGAGUUUACCGAUCUACCGCUCAGUCCAGUAAUCACGGCAAAGGAUCUCUGGGGUGCUGGCUCCGUAAAGAACAAGGAUGGCUCGAAGGACGACCUCUUUGGUGGAUUCAGUUUUGUUGCAUCGAACAGCCUACUUGAAAACGCAGGCUUCCUGGAAACGGAAGCUUAGAGGAGUAGACUAAUUUGAGAUGCGAAGGGUGUGGCAGGCUACAGCGUCAUGUGCAACUUGAUACGGGCAUGGCGCCUCGAGCGUUCGUUUGCUUUACACUUAGCGGUGAGCAUGCCAUUGGAAUAGUUUCAGCAUCUUGGGCCGGUCAUGUUACAACGGCGGGUGCAAACAGGGUUAAUAGAGUAAAACUGGGUAGAUACAUAUCAGAUUAGAUAUACAUACAGGCGGAUGCUGGAGGCCUCCCGACUGAUCCUCUGAGCAAUACAACUCGUACGAUUCAAUAC
Truncatella angustata is the source of this 2317-nucleotide messenger RNA. Its product is annotated as kinase-like domain-containing protein. Gene Ontology annotation, molecular function: ATP binding; protein serine/threonine kinase activity. The record is from RefSeq and is a predicted model, not a curated record. Gene Ontology annotation, biological process: protein phosphorylation. NCBI's taxonomy places the organism in Eukaryota, Fungi, Ascomycota, Sordariomycetes, Amphisphaeriales, Sporocadaceae. The transcript has a single exon. The coding region runs from base 483 to 2033 and encodes 516 amino acids.